CAUUACUGUGUUUUCGUCUCUCUCAAGUCUUUGUCCCUGGUCGUUUACAAUUAUUCUAUAGUGCCAGUGGUCGGCGGUGCGCUAGUUGCUGCUAUGGCCGCUGAGGAGAAUGCGGUGUUCACCGCUUUGGGCUUGAACGAGCCUGCAGUGCCCUAUCUGGGUACAUUGGACGUGAAUGAAACAGAGGAUGAGUUGGGUCGUGGCUCAUUUGCUGUAGUUUACAAGACUAAAUGGUGUGGAUUGAAGGUGGCCGCAAAGGCACUUCAUUCUAUCCUGAUUGAUCGAAGAAACCAAGGACGCGACGUCGUACUGCAUGAUUUUGGAGCAGAGAUUGCACGCAUGGCACGUCUUCGCCACCCGCAUCUGUGUCAAAUUUUCGGCGUGGGCAUGGUCGGAACAACUCCAGCCAUCGUGGUGGAAUUUAUGUCCGACACACUGGAAACAAUGAGCGUUGGUGCACGCAGACAGGACUUGCUUCAGCUGAUUCGCUACAUCGAACAUACUGCUGCAGGUCUUCACUACUUGCACUCCAUCCCGAUGGUGCAUCACGACCUGAAGCCAAGCAAUGUCCUCGUUGACAAUGGUGUGGCCAAAAUCACGGAUUUAGGCCUCUCCACGCUACUGCCUAGCGUUGCCGAUCAGUUCCGUGAAGCCGCUCAGUCCAUGACCCAACAGCCUGGUACACAGUUAUUCAUGCCGCCAGAGGCGUUGCAAGAGACGGAAUCUGGCCGGGCAAGGUACGAUCUUUCGCUUGACGUCUUUUCGUUCGGAGUGACGGCAAUGAGCGUGCUGAGCGGUGUGAUGCCCUCCAUUGAGCUCAUGUUCGCACCAAGAUCGCGCCAGGCAGCUGACGGCAGCCACGUCGCUAUACCAGAGCUGGAGCGGCGACACGCGGAGUUUGCUCGCAUCCCUGACGGCCACCCGCUGAAGGACCUAGUGAGACGCUGUCUUGCUGACCCACCGGCCCGUCGACCAGCUGCAGAGGAGAUUCACGAAUUCGUCCAGGGUGUUACUCAGUUCUUGUCCUCAUUGCCGCAGACUGCACCUCCACUUGAAGAAUCUAUGGGUGCUUCUGCAGGCCGCAUCACCACUAUAGUCGACAAUAUGAGAAGUUUGUCAACUGUCGUACGGGACCUGUCGACAUCUCUUUUCCAACAAGGUACCAGGUUGGAUAAUCUCUCUGCACAGGUUGAAGUCACCAACAACCGCAUGACUCAGGUCCAGCAGGAGAUCUCUGCUGAAGCCCGAACUAGCUAUGAACAAGUGGCACAGCUGAGCGACACAAUGGCGAGAGGUGAACAAGAUACAACAGCAGCAUGUGAACGGAUAGUGGAAAUGCAAAAGCAGACCAACACAACUGUCCGUCAACUACAGGAGCAAAGUGCUACAAGCACCACAAGCAUUGGACAACUACUGGAGCAGCAACAAGACACUAGUGAUGAGUUUUCACGUGUCUCAGCAGCUAUUGCCACCAUUCAACAAGAUCAAUCUGACAUGCGCAGUGACUUGGAGGGAAAAAUCGGCGAUGUGCAGUCAGCAGUUACUGCUGUAUCAGCUACCAUGGAAGGCCCUCUCAGGAAGGUUGCUAUACCAGAUCACUAUAGGUCCAUUCGUAAUACAUUUACAUCAUUUGGUAGCCGUGGUAAUGGCUGUGCGCAGUUCUAUAGCCCACGUGGCAUCACAAUCAGCAACGAUGGAAAGGUCGUUAUUGCUGAUCCUGGCAAUCAUCGGGUGAAGUUCACCACACUGGAUGGUACAUUCAUACGUGAUAUAGGCAGAUACGGCAGUGGUAAUGGUGAAUUCAACACCCCCACUGAUGUAGCUGUGGAUGACGUUGGUGAUCUUGCGGUGGUUGACAGGAACAACAGGAGACUGAUGAUCCUACAUCAGGAUGGGCGUUACGUAAAAACGAUUGGUAACGGUACUCUUAGUGGAUCGUAUGGUGUUGCAGCACUGUCUCUGCCCCAGCAUGGUAUUUGCUAUGCUGUGACCGAUAUCAAUGACCACAGUGUGAGAGUGUUUGAGAAAACAGGAAGGCAGUUGAACAAGUUUGGUACGGCAGGAAGUGGACCAGGACAGUUCAACACACCACUGGGUAUUAUCUCGUCCAACGGCAGAUUGCUGGUUGUGGAUAAGGACAAUCACCGUAUCCAGGUUUUCACUACUGAUGGAAACUUCAUUGCCAUGUUCGGAUCAUGGGGAGAGUCAGAUGGUCAGUUCAAGAAACCUCGGUGCAUUGCCGAGGACAAUCAUGGCCACUUCCUGGUCACUGAUGCUGAUAACCACCGUGUUCAAGUGUUCACUUCUGACACAUUCUGGCACGUGGCUACCUUCGGUUCAAGCACCUGUUUUAAUUGUCUGUUCGGCAUUGCAGUAUCACCCAGUGGUACUGUGUAUGUCAGUGACUGGGGAAGCCACUGUGUCACCAUGUUCUAACUUUUGUCAGGGAGCAUCUUGUUUCUACACUAAUGUUUCUCACUGCUGUAAAACAUGAACAGGACCAGUAUUAGCAGGUUUGAUUGGUCUGGCUUCCCUAUAGUAUUUCAGAUUUUUGCGUGACACAUUGAAUAUGCAUGACCUUGCCAGUAGUAAACAUGGCAGGCGAACAGUAGAUCCAGCCAAGUCCUGACCGACUGGAGCAGUUCCAACAUGCCUGAUCAAGAUGGUGAACAUAUGAGCAUUUCCAAUCUCUGUUCAUCAUACUUGCAUGCUUCAAUGUGUGCUUGCAUUAUGCGUGUAUGUGUGUGUGUGUGUGUGUGUGUGUGUGUGUGUGUGUGUGUGUGUGUGUGUGUGUGUGUGUGUGUGUGUGUGUGUGUGCAUGCGCUUGUGUCUGUAUGUGUGACUAUGCAUGUGUGUGGGGGUAUGUGUGUGUGUGAGUUUGUGUAUGUGUGUGUGCAUGUGUGCAUUUGCUUAUAAACUCCUGAACUGAGUUGUUUAUCUACAUUGUACUUCGAUCGCUUUCAUUGUUACAUAUUCUCGCUGUGCAGAGGAUGAUUCUAUUGAUUGUGUUAGCUGUGUGCUCUUUUUCCUUUCUCUGAAAAUCUAUUGCAUUUCAGCCAAAUGUCUAGCUACAAAGUGUCGCAAUACAUCAUCACAGAGUUUUUUUCUGUCACUUUUGGAUACUGUGAAGAAUGUGCAGAAUGUCUGAGGUGCUGUUUUCUUUCAAUCAUGUUUUGUGGUGUUGGUGUUUUGUUUUAAUAUCUACAAGUAUAUUUUGGAAAUGUUUCAAAACGUUUAAAAUGUUGCUGCUCACCCUUGCUUGGUCUGAAGAGAUGGAGUAUUGAUAGUUGUCUGAUGAUUACCUAUGGAGUA
Sycon ciliatum is the source of this 3312-nucleotide messenger RNA. Its product is annotated as probable serine/threonine-protein kinase DDB_G0284251. The record is from RefSeq and is a predicted model, not a curated record. Gene Ontology annotation, molecular function: protein kinase activity; translation repressor activity; protein binding. Gene Ontology annotation, biological process: proteasome-mediated ubiquitin-dependent protein catabolic process; negative regulation of translation; protein phosphorylation. NCBI's taxonomy places the organism in Eukaryota, Metazoa, Porifera, Calcarea, Leucosolenida, Sycettidae. The transcript is spliced from 10 exons. The coding region runs from base 94 to 2436 and encodes 780 amino acids.